CCAUUAUAUUACGUAGUUCGUGACAUCAGUCGGAGUGUUACGGACGCAGAUGUUUCAGGGUUCAACACACAUGUAACAUCAUUCAGCAUCCGGUCUUCAUUUUUCAUCAUCAUACUGAAAGUGGACCUGACCGUCGUCAUAUUGCCGGAGCUGCACACACGGCACCUCCAGAUUAAAACGCUCCAGGAACUGUGCGCCUUUAAGGAAGCUAGGUGUAGUUAGCAUUGCUAGCAUAGCCGGUGAACUUUCACCACCGCCGCUGACUGAGUGGGCGAAGACGCAACUUAUCAAAUUCGAGUGAGCAAACCGGAGCAGGCAGGUGGACCUAACGUCAUAGCCUGGACGAACUUUGAACUCAACAAAGUCGAGAUUCGAGCUUUCGGAAGACGACACAUUAGCUGUGUGAGCAGUCAGUCCACUUCCUUGUGUCGUUCGAGGUCAAUCUGUAGCGUUUGUCUGAAAGACAGCCAGCUGUUACCGGGACACUAGUCAUGAAGAGUCUUCCCUACUUCUGCCGCGGAGAGGUCAUUCGAGGAUUUGGAAGAGGAAGCAAAGAACUCGGUAUUCCCACAGCCAACUUCCCAGACUCAGUGGUGGACAACCUUCCAGCAGAUAUCAGCACGGGGAUCUACUAUGGCUGGGCCUGCGUUGGUAAUGGUGAUGUGUAUAAAAUGGUGAUGAGCAUUGGCUGGAACCCUUACUACAAAAACACCAAGAAAUCCAUGGAAACUCAUGUGAUUCACAAAUUCAAAGAGGACUUUUAUGGGGAGAUUCUCAGCGUCGUCAUGGUGGGCUACAUCCGUCCAGAGAGAACCUUCGACUCGCUUGAAGCCCUCAUCGCGGCCAUCAACAGCGACAUCGAGGAGGCCAAGGUGAAGCUGGAGCUCCCGGAGCAUCUCAAACUGAGAGGCGACAACUUCUUCACUAGCACGGCCGGCUCCUCUUCAGUCUCGCCCACCACAGCGUCCGCGUCACACACCAUUAUGAACGGUCACUGACAGCUGGCUGGGACAGCAGUUCUUUGCUCAUGCACUCACAUAGACCAGGAUGACAGUUUGUGUAUACAUAGAGGUUUGUGUAAACAAUGCACAAUUUCUUUUCUUAUGUCUCCACGGCUGAGCACGGACUGGAUCCUAAAUAACCCAUCACUUUUAUUAUUUUUCUUUUACUUUGUCAUUGUUUCUGUCUUAUGCUUUUGUUGCAGACCACCAAUCACUGAAUAGAUCAUGUUUAUUUGUAUAUAAUCGCACCAGAUUGCCUCUUUGGGCUCUUGCUGGUCAGACUGUAUAUUUGAUAUCUUGAACAAGAUAAAGGGAGUCCGGGAUGAUGGUGACUACAAAUACAAGUGGUUUUGUAAUCUAGUACAUAAAGAACAUAAAGUCAACUCCAUCCAGCUAAGGUGAAUGAGAUGUGGCAUACCUAGUUCUUUUCUGUUGAGGUUUGUUUCUGCCUCAGAUGGUUACAGAGGGAGUCUGGGCAUUAUCAUCUGUAACGAAAACGCAGGUCACUCUUGGACGACAUUAUGCAACUAUGGGGCAACUUGCAAGGCAUCGGUGUUGAAAGAACUCGUGAAAUUCUGUCCCCCACCCAGUCAGUGUAACACUAGCCUCGAUAAUCACUGCCCCGUUCACUGCGUGAACUUCUUACAUUGUAGAGAUUUGAUUUGGAUUCAUUAUGCAGAAAAAAACAGAUGAAUACUGAAGUGUAUUUAAAAGCCUACAAAAUAGUCAUUUAUUUAAUUAACGAAAGGAUAACGAGUCCUUCACCAUCUGGUCUUUUUCAGUCAGGAGAAAAUUGUAGAAGAACACUAACACUAAAUACAAAAGCAAGGCCUUAUGCAGGAUUGAGCAUUUGCUCUGUGAGUUUGUUACAGAUAUUAUAACACUGAUAUAAAAAGUUUUUACAUUAGCAGGAAGUUUAAAAGUGUGUGGACACCAAUUGCCGCCAUCAAACUGUGAGAAGCAGAAGUCUGAACAGGAAUAAACCUACUGUACGGCCUCGUUUCCAUAUAUCUGUAUUUCUUCUUUUCCUUUAUCUUUCAAAAUGUUAAAAAAAAAAAACUCUUAAAACUGUUGCCAGGACCCCGAAAGAGCGGCGUCUCUUUACAGUUUUAUACGCCUCUCUGUAAAACUGUCACAUAACUACAAAUAUCGACAAUUAUUUGUAUCCCUGUAAAAAUAGUUUUAAAGGAAGAAAUGUGUAAGUCUACUUAUGUGAUUUUUUUUUUUUUUUUAUUUUAAGUCAGAAUUAUAUUUCAUAGUUUAUUUCAUGUUUGUUUAUUCUUGUGUUACUUUGAUAGUCCUAUAAGAUAUAGGUGCAUUUCAUGACUGUUGUCAUUUAUCAUGCAACAGUUGUUAUGAUCCCGUCACAAGAAGCACUUCUUGAUGUUUUUCGCCAGCACCUUUGUUUCAAUGUUCUAUAUUUUGUUUUGGGACUGAAGUUAUUAAACGUGCUGCUUCGUCAAACCUCUCAAAGAUUUUAAGAAGGAAGAUUUCAUUACGCCCCUUUUUGACCCGGCUGUGUUACUGCAGUAACGUUUUCCAGUCUCUUUUGUUGCAGUUUAUUUAUUCUAGUUUACACAGGGACCAGGGUUAUUGCAGCUGAAGGUUCAACAACUCUUUUACGUUUUCAUUCAUGUGUUUUAUAUAAUUUAAUCGAAUAAACAAUCUGAGCAAAAUGUA
Molecule: messenger RNA, 2681 nt
Organism: Mugil cephalus (flathead mullet)
Lineage: Eukaryota; Metazoa; Chordata; Actinopteri; Mugiliformes; Mugilidae
Gene: rfk
Product: riboflavin kinase
Exons: 4
Coding region: 492-998 (168 amino acids)
Biological process (GO): FMN biosynthetic process; riboflavin biosynthetic process
Cellular component (GO): mitochondrion
Molecular function (GO): riboflavin kinase activity
Source: RefSeq, a predicted model, not a curated record